This is a messenger RNA of Dunckerocampus dactyliophorus (ringed pipefish), 12604 nucleotides long. RefSeq names its product mex-3 RNA binding family member A (gene mex3a). The coding region runs from base 76 to 1659 and encodes 527 amino acids. Gene Ontology annotation, molecular function: RNA binding. The record is from RefSeq and is a predicted model, not a curated record. The transcript is spliced from 2 exons. Lineage: Eukaryota; Metazoa; Chordata; Actinopteri; Syngnathiformes; Syngnathidae.
AGGAGGCGGCAGAGAGGAGGUUGUUUCUCCAGUCUCUUUCCCCUCGUCUUUGUCUCACACACUCUUUUGUUAGCCAUGCCGAGCCUGCUGGUUCUAGCAGGGCUCAUGGAGAAAAACGGGGGCUACGGCGGGGAUCUAGCCGGCUCCGGCUUCGGAGGCGAGGCUCUCCUGGUGCCGCCCGACGACGACGAGGACGACUCCCGUGCCCUGCGGGUCGCGCUGGGCCAGCUGUCUCUGCUGGGGCUCGGCGAGGGCGAGGACGGCAGCGGAGGCGGCGGCGGAGCCCCGACGACAGGAGUGCAGGACCGGAGCAACAACAACAACAACAACCACCACCAGCACCACCACGGCGGCGGCGGGGGGGACGCGUCGAUUCUGCAAGGGAAGAGCAAGUUGUGCGCCCUGUACGAGAGCUCGUCCAGUGAACCCAAAGGACGAGGCUGCAACAUCACUGAAUGUGUCCCAGUGCCCAGCUCCGAACAUGUGGCCGAGAUAGUGGGCAGGCAAGGUUGCAAGAUAAAAGCCCUGCGGGCCAAGACCAACACCUACAUCAAGACCCCGGUCAGAGGAGAGGAGCCGGUGUUUCUGAUCACCGGCCGCAAGGAAGACGUGGCCCUCGCUCGUCGAGAGAUCAUCUCGGCCGCCGAGCACUUCUCCAUGCUGAGGGCGUCCCGCAACAAGCUGGGGGUGUCCUUCAGUGGCUCCCCGCCCACACCGCUGCCGGGCCAGACCACCAUCCAGGUGAGGGUGCCGUACCGGGUGGUGGGGCUGGUGGUGGGGCCCAAAGGAUCCACCAUCAAACGCAUCCAGCAGCAGACCUGCACGUACAUCGUCACCCCCAGCCGAGACCGCGACCCUGUCUUUGAAAUCACAGGGUCGCCAAGUAACGCCGAGCGAGCCCGCGAGGAGAUCGAAGCGCACAUCGCUUUCCGGACAGGAGGCCUACACGACCACAACAAUGAGAACGACUGCCUGGGCCCCAACGGUGGAACCAGCCCGGCGGGCAGCAGCAGCGGUCUGGAGAGUCGUCUCCAGCAGGUGUGGGGCCUCCAGGGGGGCCAGCGCAAACCUCUCACCAGCAGCUACCGCCAGAACUUCUCAGACGCCAUGGUCGGAGGGGGCGGGGGUGGCGAUAGUGAGGGAGGCGGGGUCUACAACAAGGGCAACUUCUCCAGCUCUGGAGAGAAGCCUUGCUCCUUUUUUGGAUCGGAGGGCACCCAGAGCUGGGGUGACCCCGAUUACCCCAAGCAGAUGGCCUUCUAUGCCCAGCAGCGCUCCAAGAGCUUUGGAGGCCUCCCGUUGCCCCUGACCAGACUCUCGCCGGGCCUGCCCGAGCCAUGUGGCGGCACCACUAACUCGUCAGUCACCAGCAUCGGGACUGUGUCCGGCUCGCCUCACGCCCAGGCUCGCCGCGCCCACAGCGAGCCCACGUCGGCUGGCGAGGGCAGCUUCCCCGGGCGCCUCCCCGUGCCGGACUCACCGCCGGCCACCGUGCGGGACUGCAUGACCUGCUUUGAGAGCAAGGUGACGGCCGCCCUGGUGCCCUGCGGCCAUAACCUCUUCUGCAUGGAGUGCGCCAUCCGGAUCUGUGAGCUGAACCACCCCGAGUGCCCCGUGUGCCACACACAGGUCACGCAGGCCAUUCGAAUAUUCUCCUAAGAAACCAUGUCCGUUUUUAUCUUUUGUUUUGUCGUUUAUUGGGUCAUGAUUUGCUCUUAUUACGGUAAUUAUUAUUACUAUUAUUAUGAUACACGUUUGUUUUUUUCAGAAAAUUUUAAAACAAGCAGAUAUUUUAGAAGGCACUGCUUGCUUUGCUAAAAAGUAUAAGAAAUAUUUUUAAGUUUUUCUUUUAUAUACAUAUAUAUGCAUAUAUAUUUUAUAAAAGUUUUGUUUAUAAGAGAAGUAUAGUACCUUUUCAGGUUUUUUUUGUGGGACUGCAGCUGUUUUUCCUUCAUGAAUCACAGCGCAGGCAGACGUAAUGUGAACAUUUUAUUCUUACACUUUUAUGUUGCCAUGAAGUGGGUUUAAAUGGAAGGAAGCGGAUGAUUGUGGAGGUAAAAUAUUCAAUGCACCGCACCAUACAAUCAUCACAGUUGGAAAACUUGUCAAUCAAACCUUCAAAUUUGAUGGUAAACUAAUCCUUUUAUGAAGCUUUGACAAUAGAUUGAAAUCCGCAAAGAGAAAAUGUGAAUAGUUUAGUCAAAGCCUUGCAAUCGAAACCAGACAACAUAUCUCCCAUACUUUUUUUUCCCUCUUAAAGGGACGGGACAUUACAUCACUUAUUUGUCAUAAUUGGUGAGGUUUCAUUGGUGCCAUUGUUCACAGCGACGGUUGAAAUGAGUGAAUUUCAUCACAGCGGCCAUUGAUUACACAUCGCUCACUGUAAUUUGCUGAAAAGAUUCAGUGACGCUCGCUCCUCGUAGCUUAAAGCGCUGAUUUAAUUUGUGAGGCCCCAAAGCCUUGGAAUCCGUCCAGUUGGCCGCCGCCUCCUAUAUACAAACCCCCUUAACGUGCCCCCCUCCCCUCCACGGACUUGUUUCCUAGCCACCUUAAACCACGCGGUAUUGUCUGGCGUGGUCAUUCGUCCGCCGUCGCGAGACAAUACUAAAGGGGAUGUCUCCACUAAAACGAGAACAAGCAGUUAUAUUAUUAUUAAUAAUAAUCAUGGCGUGUGUUCUCCAGCAGCAUCACGCGUGAGCCGAGCCGUCUGGUCGGUAAUGAGCCGAGCUGCACAGGGGCAGGUACUUCAUGGCCCCGCUGUGGCUUUGACCCCACCGUGGAGGUCUCAUCUGGCCACCUUUCUUUGUAACACCCCCACACCACCACCACCCACCCCGCCCAUCCCUCCCCAGCUCCUCUGCUGCUGCUUACAGUGAGAUCAUUGGCUACAGAGGGCCCUCACUGAGGAGGGGGAUUAUUGUUUCGGCCUGAUAGCGACGACAACUGCUCUUUGAUAAUUAGGCAAAUAUGCUGGUCCAGGUGCAGACCGUAAGGGGCUGAGGCAACCGGGGGUGGGGGUAUUUUAAGGCUACGCCCCACUGUUACAGGCACAGAGUGAACUGAAGUCCACUCUUUUAUAUGAUGCAUAGAAGAGGAACGGGGGCAUCCUUUGUCCUAGCCAACACACACACGUACACACAAGCACACACACAGACACACACACACAUGCUUGAUUUGACUAAAAUCUGAGGUGGACGCUUGAUACUUGAUGAAAAACAUGUGGUCGUCUUACAAAAAAAAGAUCACAUGAGGUGUAGUGUGAUAUUCCCCCCCACCCCUCACUCACAUACACACACACACACACACUGUGGCGCUGUGAAAUUCUAACAGGGUUUACGUGACAGCAGCAGCAGCACCGAUCGAAGUUUCCACAAGGCCCCGCCCCCUCCCACUUGUCCUUAACCGCCACCCUCCCUCCAUGAUGCGGGCUGGCGACUGUGCAGGGCCCGUCCUGCAGCUGCCCCUUCACUAUGGAUACUGGGGCCUCAGCCAAUAGAAGACCCGCCACCCGGCCCCUCCCCAUUGAAUGAAUGAAAAUCAGACAAUUGUAAUUGACAGGAAAGCAAAGGAAACGCCCCAUUUAAGCAGAAUCAAAUUACACCCCCCCACACACCCCUUCCCGCUUUCGUCUGCACGACUCAAGCCCGGGGGAUUUCAGAAGAGGGCGCGUGGGGUAGGGGGGCUUAAGCUGUUGAAUAAAAGGGAGGGAGGGGUUGGGCAUGUGGCUGGAGAAAGGGUAGCGGCAAGUUGGGGCUUGUUGUCACGUGGGGGCCAGUGGUGACACCGGAGAACAUGUAUACACCCACACCCUCAAGAGACACCCCCACCCCACCCCCACUCCUCUGAGGCUGUGUUCACACUUGUGGUUCGGUGCUUUGGUCCAGACCAAAAAAGAUUCUCGGUGCACACUUUGGUACACGUGGGCUGUGCAGUAAAGAACAUAACGCUGGGGUGUCCAGAAUAUGGAAGGAUGCGGGGGCCACUUUGAUACAUUGUGAAUAUUAAAGAUGCUAGGUCAAUAUAUGCUAAACUACCUGAAGAAAACAUCCACAUUUAAGCUGUGUUAAUUAGUGUCAUGCAGGCAAACCUCGUUUUUCGUACUCCCCAGUCUGUUUUCGUACAAUAUUGCACGUUACCCUGCACUGUAUAGUUCCGUAAAGUCGAGGGCCCAAACAAAGCACCACUCACUGUCUGUACAUUUUUUAACUGAGUGCAACUGCUAAAUAACCCAAAAUAAUUAUUUACAUUUUUUUUCUGCAUGUAAAACGAUAACUGUUCUCUGGAACGGAUUAAUUUGUUUUACAUGAUUUCCUAUGGGAAAAAUUGCCUCAGUUUUCAUGUUUCAGUUUUCACUUCCACUGUAUUUAAUAAUAUAUCUCAUUAAAAAUUAAUUUAUUUUAUUUUUGCAAUAUACAGAGGGCCAAUUAAAAAUGAGCUGCUGGACAAAAAUGGCCCCCGGGUCGCACUUUGGACACCGCUGGCAUUAAGUCAGGACUUAUUAUGUGACGUAACUCAAAUAUUCAGAACCAAAACGCCGUCCGCUGGCUUGAAUCCGCAGGUUUUAAAAAAAUAUUCUGCUAUAUUUACCAGCUUAGAUUUCAACAAAGCCUUCUCAAAUAUACUUUUAAAAAGCUUCCAAGGCAUUUUCUCUUACAUAUUUGUCAUUCCUGCAUGUUUUUUGCUGUCAUUUUAACACUGGUCCGUGUCUUUGUUCCGUGCAGCACUCACAUUUGAGCUCAAGCCCACCGAACCACACGAGAGUUCAGUUACUUGGUGUUUGGUGCGCGGCGAUGUAGUAACGUUCCUAUUAGCGUGAUAGUGUGGAUUUGAGUUGUCCAUGCAGCUAUCUAACUAAUGCAUAAGUAGAUGCUGCUAUAUAAGCACGUUUUCCACACGUUCACAUGAAUAUCAUAACUUAAAUCAGGGGUGUCCAAACUUUUCCCGGCACGGGUCGCAAACUGGAAAAUCAAAUGAUACUUUGAUAUUUUACAUUUUGUAACCCAACCCAUGUAGAUAUGCUAACAAGUUACUGUAUACUGUAUAUAUUUCAAGAUUCCGUUACAGAUCACAAAGUGUAUUAGUACUUUUUGUCCACUGCUUGUUUGACCAUUUUUGCUGUUGCUGUUUUUCAGUUUUACAAAUAUUUCCACUGACUUCUUGAACAUUUUUUUCAAAAUACUGUGACUUUAUUCCCUCAAUAUUCCAACCUUUUUUUCCUAAGAAUUGCAACUUUAUUCUUUGUUUGUUACUAAUAUGGCGAAAAUUGUUGCGCAAAUUACUGUGAAAAUGACUUUUUUCCUCAUAGUAUUACGACAUUAUGCUCGUACGUUUUUUUGCCGUGAUGUUACAAUUUUUUACAUUAACAAUAUGACCUUAUCCGAAUAUCUCUACUUUAUUCUUGUAAAAUUACUGCUCUUUUUUCCAAUUUUUCUUGUUGUUUUUGUUAGUUUACUUGUUUAAAUUGUAUUUUUUAAAAGGUGCAUAGGGUCGAUAAAAAAAAAAAAAAUCUGCCACAGGCCGCAAAUGUCCUUUGGACACCCCUGACCUAAACAAUUGUAAGGGCCAGCGUUUAAUAGGUUGUAGUGUACAACAUGUAUAUUUACAUAUACAUGAUAUGUAUGUUAGAGUGUAAAAGGAGGGCCAUUUGCAGCCCUUGUCUGUUUUAUUGGCCUGCAGCACAUUCUAAAAAAAAAAAAAAAAAAACAGCAGCAGAAAAAAUGGAAAAAUCAGCAGCCAUUUUACAAGAAUAAAGUCAAAAUAUUAGAAGAAGGAAGUUGUAAUCUAACACGAAAAAGUCAAGAAUAACAUUGUAAAAUGAUGAGGAAAAGUAACAUUAUUUUAGUAGCAUAAAGUUGAAAUAUGAAAGAAAAAAAUACAUUUUUUUUUAAGUUAUAAUGUUAUUAUUAUGUUUUUUUUAAGUUAUUUUUAAAAUAUUAUGAGAAACAAAAUAAAAAGUUUUGGAAAGUUAGGUUGCGGAAGAAGUUAUGAAAAGAAAGUCUAAAAGUUGUAACAUGAGAAACAAAACAAAACACAACAAAGUAGUACUUUUUGGAAAAUUGGGUUGGGAAUAAAGUCAAAAUAUUAUGGGAAAGAACAUUUACAAAGAUGAUUUAAGAAGACAGCUGAAACAUUUGGAAAAUGAAGAAAAACCCCAAAAUGGGGAAAAACAGCAAAGAGCGAUGCAAGUGGCCCUUGCAUCCUCUCAUUUUUCUAUGUGGUCCUCGCUGGAUAAAGUUUGGACACCCCUUGUGCAAAACAUGUAUAGUAAAUGACAAAAUACACUACUGUAGCAUUAUUAGGUGUAAAGAUUGUACUCACAUGAAAGAUUCCUUCAAAAAGGGAUAAACGCAUGCGCAGUAGCGCUUGUUAGAAGACUGCGAUGAGGCCGCAUGGCUCGUUAUUACACCGGGGUCGGGAUGAUAGCCUAAAUGCACCAGAGUUCCUUUGAACCGAACCAAACACGACAAAUGUGAACGCACUCUUUGGAGGCAAAGAGAGCACUGUUCUUUCAAAAUAAAAGUACCUUACGUUCUAUGAAGGGAGAGUAUAAAAAUAAAGCGUAGUUCUCAUUUUAUGGAGAAAUUGCACAGCACGUCCAGUUAAUUAUUUGUAUUUUUUAUUGUUGUUUUCUGCCUUAAUAUUUUGCUAUUCUGCCAUGACACUGACAUUCUGGCCUUGGAUUGCACCACCCCCUGAAACAACUUGUGUUUUCGAGUAAAAGAAUGUGAAUGAACCUCGGCUUGGAGGAGGGCACCGAGGAAAUCACAAAGACGAACGAGUUCAAGCACCUUAUUUACCAAACAUUUCAUUCAUACCAAACCGACCACUGAUGGUGAAAUAUUUGCUAGGAUUUGACGAGACAUGCACAUAAGGAUUCCCUAUCAUUUUUAUUUGCCCUUCUCGUUGUUUCACAACAACGGAGGGCUCGCUUUGUAAAUACGCGAGGACUGCUUCCGCUUUGCAUCAUUCCGACAAAAGUUUUAGGGAGAGUAAAACCUUUUAUUAUACACGACCCAUCCUUCUUUUGACUCUUCAUAGUAUAUUAGAUAGAUCCAUACGUGUAACAAAUAUUAUUUCAAAGGGAUUAACUUAGUAUUUCAUCCAAAUAUAUAGAUGAAAAAAAAGACUCAGACUAUAAACUGUAAUAAUAAUAUCCUUUAUGAAGCCUCUACUGUAUAAAUCCAAUCUAAAAUACAAAUUCCGAUGAAUUGUAUGUGUAAUAACCCCCGAAUGAAUACAUCACUUUCUAUGUACGUUAGGAUAAGAAGCAAUAAACAAAACGAGUCGGUUGUUGAAAUAAUAUUCUAUCCAGACUUUGAUUAUUAGCAUAUUAGCGUUUCAUAUCAAGCCACAGCUCUUUGUGUACGGAGCGUGAUGUUAUAAGAUAGCUGCUGUGCUCUUCAGGGUUUUUCUGCGUGACGUUAUGUUGAAUAUUAAGCGGAGCACACAGGUGACGAAGCAAAGGGCGCGCUUCUUUUUAGCGCUGCCUGUUUUCAGGCCAUAGUACGCCUGAAAGGUCAGAAGUGGCGUGUAGCCAAAGACCAAAUUAGGAGGAGACUGAUGCUGUGUUUCAAUUCACACGCUUUUGUGACUGUUGAGUGCACUCAAAACACUCAUGGUGGUAAGUGCGCUGUGCUGGACACUUACCAACCUCAAUUGUAGCGGAAGGGGCAGGACUACCGUACCUACAUGCAAGCAAGAAAAAGUAAUUAAAAAUUCUGGGUUAACUAUUGUAAAAAAAAAAAGGAAAAAAGUGGGCGUUCCAAAUUGUUUCCCCAAAAUGUUUCCCCAAGUGGUUGCAAUUCACCAUUAAAAAAAGGAGAGAGGAAGAAGCAGGUACAACUUCACCAAGCUCCCAAUCUCAUCCACUGACUCCAAGCCUACAGCACCCUCUUGUGGCUGUCAGUCAGUAUAAAUAAAAAUUUAAAAACGUGCUCAAUUAUAUAAAUUUUGAUAUACAGUGUAAGUCGCAAAACCAGCAAAACUAUGAAAAAACUGGGACUUAUAGUCCAGAAAAGACGGUACAACCUUCAAUAGUCGCCAUCUUGUCUUCGUAGCGAAAGGUGCGGGACUACCACAUCUACACGCAAGCGAAAAAAAGUAAUAAAUUCUGUUCUAGUUAUUGCAAAAAAUAAAUAAAUAAAGUGGGCAUUGUAAAUGUUGGUGAAAAUGCUUCAAGUGGUUGCAGUUCACCAAUCAAAAAGGAAAGAGGAAGAAACAGGUACCAUAUUUUCUGGACUGUAAGUCACAUUGGUCAAAAAAUUGGUCCUGAAGAGGGAAAAAAAACAACAACAUAUAAGUCGCAUCGGAAUAUAAGUCGGAUUUUUUAAAGAAUGUAUCUCACAAAAUUCAUACAUUAAAUCUGGGAAGACAAGUUAAAAGGCUGAAUAGUUGUGUGCUAUGUUAACUUUACACAUGAACAGUUAUUGAGCUUCGCAAUAUCAUAAAGAACAUACCUGGCAGGUGGAAUAGGCUAAACUAAAAUAAGCCAGUGAGCCCGACAAGCAAGUUAGCGCCAAGCAAGUUCACCGAGCUUCCAAUCACAUCCCACAUCAAUGAAUCCAAGCCUACAGCAGCCCCUUGUGGCCGUCAAAGGUAAUGUUCAUUCCCUGGUUCAUAUCAGUCAGAAUGAAUUAAAAUUUAAAAACAUGUUCAAUUACAUAAAUAUAUAUUUUGAUAUACAGCCACAGGACCAGCCAAACUAUGAAAAAAGUGCGACUUAUAGUCCGGAAAAUACAGUACAAUCCUCAAUCAUAGUCAUAAAAAAACGAAUACAUUUUGUUUAUAUUAUUGCAAAAAUCAACAAGUGGGCAAAAAGCAGACGUACCAAAUGAUCGAGUGGUUGCAAUUCACCAUAAAAAAGGAGAGAAGGAGAAACAGUUAAAUACUGCGAUCGUCAUUUCCGACCGUAAUCAAUUUGGGACAUACACUGUCAAGUUAAGUACACAGCGUAUGCAGUAUACCGGAUGGAAGUGUACUGACGAAAGUAUUGGAUUUGAGACACAGCUUCAGUCCAGUGUUCAUUUAUUUUGCAAAAGCAAGUCUGUGAAACAAAAGCAUAUCAGGUUUCAGUUUGGGAGGCGUGCAGCUGACAAGGCGCCGCACCCCCCCACAAGCUGAAAGGAGGGGCAGUGCCCCUCGGCCGCAGCUAGAAGCGUGCCGCGGGCGACGACGUAGCGCUCUUUUUCGGAGCGCCGCCGACUUUGAAAGGUUUUUGCCUGCAUGUUAGCAAGAGAUCGUAGCUAAGAUUUAUCCGCAUAAAGGACUCAAUAAAAAAAGCUUUACCACCUCCUCAAGGCGAACGUGGGUUUGGGAAAAAAAAAAGUCGUAUAUUUGCAGCGUAGUUUAAUCGAUACACGAAAUAAGAAUAUGCUUGUAGGUGUUAAGUUUCAUUUGUGCAGCUCGCCCAGUAUGAAAUACUCGGGGCUAAAGGGUGCGCUGACUCGUGGCGACGCUGGAGUCGUUAAUUUCUUCGUAGUAUUAUUCAUUCCGAUAUUGUAUUACGCUUUCUGUUCUAGUAAAAGUAGAAACUGUUGAUGUUUUUUCUUGAUAUGAAAGUUUAUGCAUUUAUGUAGGAUCCCUCUGAAGGAGUGAUAGGAAAUCCUUAUUCUCAAUGGAUGCACUUACGCAACUGUAACCAACUUUUACGAAAUCUCACGUCAAGCAAGUAACGCAUUUGAAUGUACAAAGAUUUAAAAAAACAAAAAAAAAACACGACUUAAUGCACUCCUUUUUUUUAUUACAAGCUUUAAGUUUUUGUUUUUUGGGGGAAGGGGAAAGAAUUUGUGACAAGUUCAGACUAUAUUUGAGUUCUUCCACAUACAUUUAUACAAAGUAACUUAAAAUGACUUUAAAAAAAACAUAUUACAGUUUCUGUAAUCUAUUUUGCUAACAUUGGUUUUUAUUUCUUAGAACGCAGAGGAAAAAAGUCAGUAUCUGGAUGUUAUUUAUGGAAACAAAUGAAGCAACAUAUUUAAAAGACGUUUUGUUUUUUAAUUAAAAAUGACAAGAAGUUAAUAUAUUUCUAAACGGGGAGGGGGGAAGUCAGUUUCUACGUAAAUGGAGAAGUUUUAUUUAUGACAGUUAACUUCACACACGUGGACGACAGAAUAGACUAUUUUUUAGAAUUUGGAGAUAUUUUAGUCGCAGAGCAUCAAUCUUGUGCCUCGAUGAUAUCAUCUGUAACCCCGCCCCCCCCUUGCCCAUACACACAUAUAUGCCUUCAAGGAACCCCAUAGUACUGACUGACACACGUUACGUUACAUUUCCUCUGUGAAACAAACUGGCUUCUUGGAAUUCAAACGUUAGCACAACACGCCAGGACUGCAACAUACACUUUUCAUUUUGGACAUCUACUACUCAAGUUUUUGAUUGACAGCGACAGAGCAGCUUGAUGAAGGCCUGAUUAGUUGGUUAGUGGUCCUGCUUGAACUUGGAUCCAACACCGCAGCCACUUUUUGCUGGUGAGGUGAAGUGAAAGCGUAGUAGAUCUAUGUAAGUAGAUGCUCACACACACACACUCAUACAUACGCACGUGCGCACACACACACACACACACACACACACACACACACACACACACCAGGAUCAUUACUGUACUAGUUUGCAUGUAUGUCGUAUGGUCACUUAGGUGGGAGGAGCAGCGUAAAGGGUUUCUCCCUUCGUCGCUCCACCUCUGUAGAUUUUCAUAGUCGGGAGUCUCUUCGGAGGUCAAAAGUUGACAAGUUUGACGGCAGACGAGGACGCCACCUCAGUCCCCGCGUCAAAACAUCUCCUAUCGCCUCACAGCAAAUCCACUUGAACUUCCAGUAGUUUGAAAACUUGACAGCCAACGUCACAUUCUCCUGCUGCAUGCGCGAAGGGACUCAAGUGGCGCCCCGUCCCCGGUCGAAAACCUGCGAUCUUCCUCCGAAGAGGCCGAUACGGUCUGACAGUUUGUCUUUUGGUAGCGUUUCCAAUAUUUGCAGCACAGUAGGUGUGUUUCAUGCCGGUCUAAUAGUGGUGGUAGUGCAUUAGUUUACGGGCCAGCGUCAACGCCUGGUGUUAGUUUCUGGUUUCCCUGUGAACGGUGAAAGAGGGUUGCCUGCGUGGCGCUCUGUGGCUGACCGUCAACUUUUGAUGGAUGCGAACACAAAAAAAAAAAAAAAGAAAGAAAAAAAAUGGAAAAAAAAAUCUUUGAACUCUGUUACAGUGUGCCAUGCCCGACCAGGCAUGUGAUAUUGCAGGUUUAUUUCUUAUAGCACACGUUUUUUUGGUGAAUUACAUUUUUGGAAGACAUUUUUAUUAUUAUUAUUAUUAUUAAUUAUUAUUGUAUCUGCUCCAUGUUAGUUCUGGUUCUUUGUUAUUUUUCCAAGAUACGAGAUGUAUUGUAAAUGUUUCUAAUAAAAACAACAAAAUGAAAAUGAACCCUGACAGAUGGAUGAGUGGUGCUUUUUAUUUUAUUAAAUGUACCGUAUUUAUUAUGGUGUGAAUAAUGAAAGAAAAAUAUUAUACUGGAUAAAGCUUAUCCAGUUAAGCUUUGAGAAAUGUCAUUCACUUCUAAAUGGUUGAAAUGAGCAGUUAGGAUGAGUUUCUAAACACCCAAAAAAACCAAACUGACUGAACUGCUGGAACUCAAGUUUCAAAAUCAUAAUUGGAUAUAUAAUAAAUUAAAUUAUUUACAUGUGAUUACAUUAUUUAAAUAUGUAAUUUUUGCACAAAUGUACUUUCUGUUUUAGAUGAAAGGCAAAAAAAAAAGUCACUGUUCAUGACUGUGCUAAAUCAUUUUGUCAGGGGGUUUAAAAUAUGCCAUCCAUCUAUUUUCUAUACCGCUUCUUCUCAUUAGGGCCAUGAGGCAUGCUGGAACCUAUCCCAGCUGACUUCGGGCGACAGGCGGGGUACACCCUGGACUGGUGGCCAGCCAAUCGCAGGGCACAGACAAACAACCAUUCACACUCACAUUCAUACCUAUGGACAAUUUAGAGUCACCAAUUAACCUCACCUGCAUGUUUUUGGAUGUGGGAGGAAACCGGAGUACCCGGAGAAAACCCACGCACACACGGGGAGAACAUGCAAACGCCACACAGAAAUGCCCAAGGCAGAAUCGAACCCAGACUGUUACUGUGUUGGCCAACAUGCUAACCACUAGACCACCGUGCGGCCCGUUUAAAAUAUGCAAUAUUUCAUAAUUUGCAAGUUGAAAGGGUUAAAUAAAAAUUGUGCACUCGUCUCAGCUAUCAAAAGAGCAGUUGUCAGUGCAUUUUUGUGCAAUGGAGCAGACAUAAAAUCAUCAAACUGAACUGCUACAAAGUCAGUUUUCUCUGAUUAGUGAUCACAAUAAGUGAAUGCAUUGAAUAUGUUUGUUGUGCCAAGGAGACUAGAUUAGAAACGGUCUAUUACAAAUGAGAUUUAUUUAUACAGAUGCAGUCCAAUACACAUAUAUUAGAAUAAAUGAUUUUUGUGUGUUUUUCAACAAAAAGCCCUCACCUACACCACCCAGUUUAAGACCCGUGAAGGCAACACAACUGUCAACUGAUUGUGUGCACACAUUUUUAAAUCAAACCCUUACUUACAAACACAAAUAACCUGUCUCAGCGGCCCCCCAAGCCCCGCCCGCCCGAGCAAA